Molecule: messenger RNA, 2604 nt
Organism: Centropristis striata (black sea bass)
Lineage: Eukaryota; Metazoa; Chordata; Actinopteri; Perciformes; Serranidae
Gene: irf4l
Product: interferon regulatory factor 4 like
Exons: 8
Coding region: 1-1383 (460 amino acids)
Biological process (GO): regulation of transcription by RNA polymerase II; immune system process
Cellular component (GO): nucleus
Molecular function (GO): RNA polymerase II cis-regulatory region sequence-specific DNA binding; DNA-binding transcription factor activity, RNA polymerase II-specific; protein binding
Source: RefSeq, a predicted model, not a curated record
AUGAACGCAGAGGUGGAUUACGGAGGCUCCGGCAGCAGCGGGAACGGGAAGCUGCGCCAGUGGCUCAUCGAGCAGGUGGACUGCGGAAAAUACCCGGGUCUGGUGUGGGAGAACGACGAGAAGAGCAUCUUCAGGAUACCGUGGAAACACGCCGGGAAACAGGACUACAACCGCGACGAGGAUGCCGCGCUUUUCAAGGCCUGGGCGCUGUUCAAAGGCAAGUUUCGGGAGGGCAUCGACAAGCCGGACCCGCCGACCUGGAAGACCCGCCUCCGCUGCGCCCUCAACAAGAGCAAUGACUUUGAGGAGCUUGUGGAGAGAAGCCAGCUGGACAUCUCAGACCCGUACAAAGUGUACCGCAUCAUCCCUGAGGGCGCCAAGAAAAGUUUGUUCUCUUCUGUGUUGCCUUCAGGACCCAGACAGGAGGACAGCCCUCUGAGUCCGAUGAGCUAUCAGGUGCACUCCCCCUAUCCUGCCCUGCAGACUCAGGUGCCACAGUACAUGCCCACAUCAGAGUGUGGCUGGAGAGAUUACUGUCAGGAGCAGGCCUCGCUGCCUGAGCUGCCCUUCACUCAGUGUCCCUGUCCUCCCCGCAGCCUGCCGUGGCAGGGCCCGCCCAUGGAGAAUGGAUAUCAGCUCCGAGCCUCUAUAUACUCGUACGGUCCUGCAGACAGCCAGCCCUCGCCUUUCACACUGGACGCCGGCAUCAGAUCAGCAGAGGCGUUCUCAGACUUCCGCAUGCACGUGUCUGUAUACAUCCGGGACACUCUGGUGAGGGAGUUGACCACCUCCAGUCCAGAGGGGUGCCACAUCACUCCGUGCUCCUCAGAGGAGAAGCACUACCUGACGCCUGGAGGUCCUGAGGUGGUGGUCCUGCCUGUGGACAGUCUAUUAGCCCAGAGGAGGCCGGACGAGUGUCCCCCGAGUCCGCCGUCCAUCCUGGACAGGGGAGUGUUACUGUGGAUGCGCCCAGACGGACUCUACGCCCGAAGGCUGUGUCAGUCCAGAGUGUACUGGCAGGGAGGACUGUCCCAGUACGGAGACAAGCCCAACAAACUGGAGCGAGAGGUCCCCUGUAGACUCCUUCACACGCAGGACUGCCUGGCAGAGAUCCAGAGUUAUGGGAUCCACGGUCGGCCGCUGCCUCGUUUCCAGGUCGUGCUGAGUUUUGGAGAUGAUUGUCUGGACCCGCAGAGACAAAGACAGACCCUCUCAGUCCAGGUGGAGCCGCUGUUUGCCAGGCAGCUCCUGUACUACGCCCAGCAGAUGGGCGGCCACUACUACCGCAGCUACGAGCACCCGGGAGUCACGGACCACAUAAACACCUCUGAGGAUUACCAGAGGACCCUCACACAUCACCACAGCAGCAGCCUGCAGGAGUGAUCUUAGUAGGAUCAAGUGACUGUUGAAAAAGAUGCAGCAGUGAGCUUUGAAAGAGACAAGAGGACAAACUUGGACAGUGUUAUACAUACAAACGACGGACAUUUAGUGACAGUAACUGUUUUCCCUGUAGGGUUCUGUGUGUGUUUGUCAGGGUGUGUGGCUGGAACAAAAGAUGAAGUGUUAUUUUUUCUUCCUUGCAGUAUUUUGAACAUUUUCUGUGCCGACUAUGCAAAGAGAACUGACAGCUGAUCUGAUUGUACUGAAAAAUGUUUGAUGAAUUUUAGUGCCUUUGGGAAAUAGUUAAGACAUUUGGGGAAAUCUGGGGCUUUUUCCACUUUCUUUCCGAGUUAUAUGAGAAGAUUGAUUGAUGCCACUCCCUAAACAUGAAGCUGGAGCCAGCAGGCGGUUAGCAUAGCUUAGCACAAAGACUGGAAACAGGAGGCCAACCAGAACCUUUACAGCUCACAAUGUAACGCUCUAUAUUUUAUUGUUAAAUCCGAACAAAAAAGGGACAGACUAUUGUCAUUUUGUUUCAUCUAUAUGAAAAAAGAAGAUAUAACGUGUUACAUUGGACCAUUAAAGUUGCUGUGUGAAAUAGGGUUGCGAUAGUAUCUCAGGAAAUUAAUAUUAUUUAUUAUUAUUAUCAGUUACAUUAACCCUUAAAAGGACUGAAAACAAGGUUAUUUUUGGGAGGGAUGAACAAAUACUUUACUACAACUGAAACUUUAAACACUUUUUUAAAAAUGAAAGUGUAGAUAAGUAUACGUAUUAUAGAUAAGUAAAUGUCCACAGUUUGAUAAUUGCCCUUUUUGACCCAGGCUAGCUGUUUCCCCCCUGUUUGCAGUCUGUAUGCUAAGCUAAGCUAAUUGUCUAUAUAUCUUCUGUACAGGUGUGAGAGCGGCAUUCACUCAUUUAACUUUUUUUGUUGCUAGAAGACACUAUUGAUAACUUUUAGCACAGUAAAUUAUGAAUGAAGUUUUGUGCCAGGCUGUGUUUGUGUGAGAAACUCUCAGGGAGCUGAUUUUAGAUAAGCUUUUUCAACUAUAUUUUGUAUCAAAUACAUGCAGUUUCAUGAUAUAUUUUUAAAUUUAAGUGUCAUACAUCAAAUCUGAGAAAGAGCUGGCGUGAAUGUUUUGAGCUUUUUUUUUGUUUUUUUUGUCUUGAAGGAGCAUAUUUCUGUUUUUAUAAAAGCAAUAAAUGCCUUAAGUGCAAAGAUCGACA